CCGCGUUGAUUAGGCUUUUCUCGUGGGCGACCAAACACAAGUACCACGGAUCUGUAAGACGACAAAGGCGGACACAUUCAUGAUUGUCAGCUCUCUGUGCCAUUCGCGCGUGCAUUGCCAGCACUCAUCGUUUGUCACCAGUCUCUUUCGUCGAGGAGGCGUUCGGAGACGUCACGCCCGUCACGUCAAAGUCCGAAAAUGUGACACCCUGGUGACCUCCUCCGCUUGCAACCCUUCGACUUUUGGGAGUGUUCCUACAGGCGAUGGUCUCCGAGAAAUCGUCAAAGCUGCCUUUAGCGAAGCGGUUACUGCAGUAUUAUCGAGAGGAACCCUAGUUGACGUGAACAUCUCGGAGUGCUCAAACAACGUAGUAGGCGACUACCAGUGUAACAGCGCUAUGCCGAUUUUUGCUGAAUUGAAACAGAAAGGGGAUACGUCAUUUUCUAAUCCACGCUCCCUUGCCGAAGCGAUUGUGGAAGCAAUUCCGGGAAGAGAACACCUUUUCGCGCAGACAUCAGUCGCUGGUCCUGGAUUUGUGAACGUGACUUUCUCUGCUAGUUUUCUCGCGGCUGGAGUUCUUGACACUGUGGUGAACUCCACUGAUGAGAAAAUCCGCAUUCCACCGCAGCGAAAUAUGUCUAUUCCCAAGCGGGCUGUGGUAGACUACUCCUCUCCAAACAUAGCCAAGGCAAGUGAGAUGCAUGUUGGCCAUCUUAGGAGUACCAUCAUCGGCGAAACGAUUUGUCGAGCUCUUGAAUCGUUUGGAGUCGAAACAGUCAGGUUAAAUCACGUCGGAGAUUGGGGAACACAGUUUGGAAUGCUGCUGACGCACUUACACGACAUGCAAAUGGGAUCUGACUUUGCCAUCACAGAUCUUCAAGAAUUUUACAAAGUCGCAAAACUUCGGUUCGAUAAGGACGACGAUUUCAAGGCAAGAGCCCAGUCUGCGGUUGUUCGACUUCAAGCCGGCGACGUGCAGAUGAGGAAGCUCUGGGAAGAGAUCUGCGAGAUAAGUCGUCGCGAUUUCGAGGAGAUUUAUAGGGUCCUCGACAUCUCCAUUAUUGAGCGAGGCGAAAGUUUCUAUAAUGAAAUCAUUCCUCUUGUUCUUGACGAGCUGGUGAAGAAAGGAAUUGCCGUGGAAGAUCAGGGCGCUUUGUGCAUUUUUGGAAAUUUAGAAUCCACUCCGUUGAUUUGUAGAAAGAGUGACGGCGGAUUCAACUACGCCUCGACGGAUCUUGCUGCACUUUGGCAGCGCACAACCCAAUUAGAAGCGGAUCAGAUUAUAUACGUCACAGAUGUGGGCCAGAGCAAGCAUUUUGAAGCAAUCUUUGAUGCAGCCAAUAGAGCUGGAUGGCUAGACAAGAAGGACAACACAAAAAUUAGGUUAGAUCAUGUUGGAUUUGGGCUGGUCAUGGGAGAAGAUGGAAAGAGGUUUCGAACCCGCUCGGGAGGCACUGUCCCUCUAAGGUCACUUCUCAGCGAGGCCCAAUCUAGAUGCCUAGAGAGUCUGCAAACAAGGAGCAGUGACCUCGACGAUAAAGAACUCCUGGAGGCAUCUCACAUCAUGGGCAUUGCUGCGGUUAAAUAUGCGGACCUUCACAACAAUCGCUCAACAAAUUAUGUGUUUUCUUAUGAUCGCAUGCUGGACAUGAAAGGGAACACAGCAGUUUAUUUGCUGUACACGCACGCUCGCAUUUCCACAUUGCUGAGUCGUGCUGAGGAUCAGGAUCUGACGUCACCCGCCCAUCAAAUGGUAUUUACAGAUGAGAAGGAGAGAGCCUUAGCUGUCGCCAUUUUGAAGCUCCCUGACGCCUUGCGUGCGGUAGUGCAGGAUCUACUCCCUUCAAGACUUUGUGACUAUGCAUAUCAUUUGUGCGUUGCAUACAAUGAGUUCUACAGUACUUGCAAGGUGAUCGGCAGCCCGGAAGAGAAAUCGCGGCUGAUCCUUUGUCGCGCCACUGUUUUUUCUCUGCGGCGUGCCUUGUUUGUGCUUGGCAUCACUCCACUGCACAAACUUUGAGAUCCAUUCUCCCCGCGGUGGCUAGAUUGUUUGCAUGCGCCCAGUUUUGCAGCUGCAGCUGCACUCUCUGAUGUUCCAGUCUUUUUUCUUCAUAAAAGUUGGAUUGGACGUUGGAUAUCACAGGACGACAGUAAAAUAUGCUUGCAAUCAGGAUUUUGUGCGACAAACAUGGGAGUAUUUUUAUAAGGAGGACACGUUGAAACGAAAGCUGUGAAUGUUUUCGUGCUGAAUAGAGCACACGAGAAUUCAACGUUAACUUUUUUAACACUCAAUGAUUUUGUUAGCUCUAUGCAUCAAAUUCUUUGUAUGGAUAUAAAUUGACAUACUACUUCCCACAGCGAAUGUCACGUGGCACUAAGGUGUUUGUCAACUCAGACCGAUGAACGAUCUCGAAGUUGGAUCACCGUCCCAUAUAUUAUCACAAUCUCAGCUCUCCCGCAACUCUUUCAAUGAUUGCGCAGAAACCAAUUCUGCACCUGGCAGGCAAAUCAAAACAGUUGUUGACUCUGUAGAGCUUUACGCUCAACAGAUAGUACCGUUUGCAAAUGCGCUUUCAAAAUUUUAUCUGAAAACGAGUGCGCUUGUGUCUUGAUGAUCGAACAAUUCUUAUUGUCCUGCGUGAAUUCAAAACAAGAGUCCGAUGACUUGCCGCAAGAAUGUAUACACACCGAUUCAGCCGGUGCCAUGUAGACACUCGGUGUCACAUGUCGAAGGGCACUACCAAGGGCGCUAAGGCUAGCGCUGACAGAUUCAGCAAGGUUGAAGAUAGUCUCGUGUCUUGUCCUUGUCUGCUGCGGUGAGCUCCCACUCGUAGGAUGUUGUGUUCUUCGAGGACAAGCGGAAGGAACAGAAAGAGUGUCAUAGUGAAGCCUGGUAAAGACUGGGUGUUUUAGCCCAUAAGAUUGUGCUAA
This is a messenger RNA of Micromonas commoda, 2931 nucleotides long. RefSeq names its product arginyl-tRNA synthetase (gene ARGS). The coding region runs from base 80 to 2020 and encodes 646 amino acids. Gene Ontology annotation, molecular function: arginine-tRNA ligase activity; ATP binding. Gene Ontology annotation, biological process: arginyl-tRNA aminoacylation. The record is from RefSeq and is a predicted model, not a curated record. Gene Ontology annotation, cellular component: cytoplasm. The transcript is spliced from 22 exons. NCBI's taxonomy places the organism in Eukaryota, Viridiplantae, Chlorophyta, Mamiellophyceae, Mamiellales, Mamiellaceae.